AUGAGCGAAAAAAUUGACUACUUGCUUCCAGGUGAGAAGUAUGAGCCCAAGCAACCAGACUGGGAGAAGAUCAAGUAUUACCAAGAUAUCAGCCCCACUGGAUGUGAAGGCAAGGCUCAUGAGAGAGAUGUAUUAACACCUGAGCCUGUCAUCUUGAGUCCACCCCCUCCAAGACAAAGUAUUACCAUGGAUGAUACUACCGAUUUUCCAGAGCAAAGAAUAAUUCCUCUUGCUGAAGAUAGACCUUAUGAAGAAGGAAAGUACAGACCUCCGUCAAUGCCUGUCUUCGCAGGUUAUUUCCCAACCAAUGAGUAUUUAUACAGAGGAAAAAUUUAUAAUUGGUGCUCAUGAGGACAUGCCCAGCAACAUCCAUGGUGUGAUGGACAAUGCAAAUGGAUAGUCACCAGGCUAAGACCUAUUAAGUUCAAUGUCUCUGAGAGUGGAUAUUAUAAAUUAUGCAAUUGCAAACUCUCAGCAAAUGCUCCAUUCUGCAGUGGAACCCAUAAAAGUUUGUUAAAAGCAACACAUAGGCAUCAUAGAGGAUUCUGGGGAAUCUGGGGUGUUUCCAGCUUUGUCUGUACCUUCGGAUACUGGUUCUACACCUUCUACAAGUAA
Molecule: messenger RNA, 615 nt
Organism: Moneuplotes crassus
Lineage: Eukaryota; Ciliophora; Spirotrichea; Euplotida; Euplotidae
Source: the annotation of a GenBank genome assembly